Messenger RNA from Pelobates fuscus (common spadefoot toad), 816 nucleotides. Its product is annotated as olfactory receptor 11L1-like. The transcript has a single exon. The record is from RefSeq and is a predicted model, not a curated record. The coding region runs from base 1 to 816 and encodes 271 amino acids. Gene Ontology annotation, molecular function: G protein-coupled receptor activity; olfactory receptor activity. Gene Ontology annotation, biological process: G protein-coupled receptor signaling pathway. Lineage: Eukaryota; Metazoa; Chordata; Amphibia; Anura; Pelobatidae. Gene Ontology annotation, cellular component: membrane.
AUGACUUUAACUGGAAAUCUUCUGAUUAUAAUACUAGUAUCAGUCACCCGUUAUCUCCGUUCCCCUAUGUAUUUCUUCCUCAGCCAAUUGUCAUUUUGUGACAUCAUACUCACUACAGCUAUUGUCCCAAAUUUAUUACUGGUUACCUUAAAAAAUGGCAGCCACAUAACAGUUAGUGAGUGCAUUGCUCAGUUAAAUUUUUUCAGUUUCUCCUCAACUGCAGAAUGUCAUCUUCUCACCAUGAUGUCCUAUGAUAGAUAUGUGGCUAUUUGUAAACCAUUGUAUUAUGUAAUAAUAAUGAAUUCCCAGUUUUGUGUUGGUCUAGCGAUGUUGUCUUGGGCAUUGGGUUUUAUCGUGACAUUGAUUGUUACUAUUUUGAUUAGUCAUUUACACUUCUGUAAUUCAAAUAAUAUUGACCAUUUCUUUUGUGAUUACAUACCUUUUUUUGAAGUAUCUUGUUCGGAUACAACAUUUGUAAAAACUGUGGCAUUUUUAUUAUCUACUGCAGAAACUGUGACUGAAACUGUGUUUAUCAUUUCUACGUAUGUUUGUAUCUUUCUCACUAUACAUAGAAUAACAUCCACCACUGGGAAACAGAAAGCCUUCUCCACAUGCAGUUCCCACCUCGCUGUCGUUUGCAUGUAUUAUGGGACUCUAAUUGCCAUCUACGUAUUUCCAUCAGGAGAGUAUUCAUUCAAUGUAAAUAAGAUUUUAUCACUUAUGUACACAGUUGUGACCCCUUUAUUUAAUCCUAUAAUAUACAGUUUGAGGAACCGAGAUAUAAAGACAGCUAUAAAAGGAUAUUUGAAAAAAUAA